CUCUCUCUCUCUCUCUAUCUAUAUUUGGCUCUUAUUCAUUGAGCUCGUGCCACCUCCAUUUUUUGCAGCUCCGUCACGGUUGUUCUUCUCUCUGCUCUUGAGUACUCUUCUUCUUAGCGUUUGAUCUGCAGUUUUCCCGGAAAAUCUCUGCUCAGCAGAUCACCCGUUUCACGAGAAAAUGAAGAAGGUGGUGCUGAAGCUGGAGAUACACGACGACAAGGGCAAGAAGAAAGCCAUGAAGAGAGUCUCCGGCCUUGUAGGAGUGGUAUCGAUUGCUGUGAACCCAAAGGACUGGAAAAUGACGGUGACAGGAAAUAUAGACCCGGUGGAAGUGGCGACCAAGCUGAGAAAGAUCUGCUGCACCCAAAUUCUCGAGGUUGAGGCUGCGAAAGAAGAGAAGAAGAAGGAUCCGAAGGAGGAAUUUCUCAAGAUCAACCCAGAUAUCUAUUACCAUCCCCCGCCGUAUCAUUAUGGAUACUAUUCCGGACUCGUACAGGAGGAGGAUCCGACUGGCUGUGUUAUUUGCUGAAUUCCCAUUUCUCCCCAUCAACCAAACCCCACGAGGGGAUUGAUUGACGAUUGGAUCGGCCAGUUGCACUACGCUCCCCCACAGAUAUAAGCCUUCGCCAUCAAGUUGUGUUCAAGUCUGUAUACUUUCCAAUGCUAGCUUAAGUUGUGUUCAAGUCUGUAUACUUUCCAUUGCUUAAGUUUUUACAUAUUUAAUCAUGUUAGAAGGCAUGAAAAUAUCCGGAGCUGAUUCUGAAUUU
Messenger RNA from Diospyros lotus (date-plum), 767 nucleotides. RefSeq names its product heavy metal-associated isoprenylated plant protein 12-like. The record is from RefSeq and is a predicted model, not a curated record. Lineage: Eukaryota; Viridiplantae; Streptophyta; Magnoliopsida; Ericales; Ebenaceae. The coding region runs from base 179 to 529 and encodes 116 amino acids. The transcript has 3 exons. Gene Ontology annotation, molecular function: metal ion binding.